This is a messenger RNA of Tachyglossus aculeatus (Australian echidna), 1052 nucleotides long. RefSeq names its product calmodulin-A-like. Gene Ontology annotation, molecular function: calcium ion binding. The transcript has a single exon. Lineage: Eukaryota; Metazoa; Chordata; Mammalia; Monotremata; Tachyglossidae. Bases 78 to 527 code for a protein of 149 amino acids. Gene Ontology annotation, cellular component: myosin II complex. The record is from RefSeq and is a predicted model, not a curated record.
GUGGCAGCAGGGUGCUGCAGUGGAUCAAGAGAGCGUGGCUAACACACCCUCCGGUCUUCUUCCUGCUCCCUUCCAAAAUGUCCCACCAACUGUCCGAGGAGCAGGUUGCCAAGUGCAAAGAGGCCUUUGAGCUGUUCGACCAAGACAGUGACGGCACCAUCACCACCAAGGAGCUGGGCACGGUCUUGCAGUCCCUGGGGCAGAACGCCACCGAGGCGGAGCUCAAGGCGAUCAUCGGCAAGGUAGACACCGACGGCAACGGCAAGGUCGACUUCCCCGAGUUCCUGAGCCUGAUGGCGCAGGUGAUGAAGGAGCCGAAAGCCGAGGAUGGUAUCCGUGAGGCCUUCCGGAUGUUUGACAAGGACGGCAACGGCUACGUCAGUGCAGCCGAGCUGCGGCAGGUGCUGGCCACGCUGGGGGAGACGCUGACAGAUGAAGAGGUGGACGAGAUGAUCCAGGUGGCUGACACGGACGGAGACGGGAAGGUGAACUACGAGGAGUUCGUCCUUGUACUGAAGGGGAAGUGACUGGUGACUUAGAAAGUGUGGGGAGGAGUUGGUACCAAGAUUAUUUUUCUUGGCUCUAACUCCUCUGUUCCUUCCACCCACAAUUCUCUUGCCUCUCCUGGUCUGUCCUGGGCUUUCUUUUUCCCCUUCCUGGGCCCCUGCUUCGAUGGUGGUGGGAGGGCAGGGAGAUGGGGAUUGAAUUGACAAAUGGUCAAGAAUGUGCUUUUUGUGGCAGAGCCCUGGACCAGCAGGUGGGAGCUCCCAAAUGUUCUUCCCUGCUCUGCCUCUGUGUGGCCUCGGACAAACAGCUUGGCCUCUCUGAGCCUGCUUCCCCCACUAUGCUACAUGAGAUAUCUUACCUCCCAGAACUGUGAUUAUCCAAAUAAAACCCAUAGGACAUACCUGGUUUGUGUGGGAAAGAAGGGAAUUGUCGGAACCACCCUUGCAAUGGUAAGCUUUUCCUCCACUUGGUUUUGUGUGGUGUGAGCUUCCCCAUUCCCUUGGCUCAACCUCAAACCGGAAGGUGAAAUAAAAGAAAUGAAUGAA